UGGAACAAUUCUAAAGCUCUGUUUGCAUGAAGGCGGUUUACCUUAUCCAGUUUGUCAUUGUUUCAAUAUUGAUCCAUCAUUUCUCAAGUGAGACGCAAGUGUGCUUAUCUAACACAGGGGUGUCUUUGUGUGUGACAAUCAGGCUCAUACAGGAAGAGAUCUUUUUUGCUUGAAGUCAGGCAAGUUAAGUGAAAAACAACAAUGGGAAAAACCCAAAGUGUCCUUGAGAAGAAAGGAUACACUAUCCAGAAGGAGAUGGAGAAUGGUGUCAUUGCUACUGACAAAGAUGGUGACUCAUUUGUUAUUAAAGAAAUUAAUCUUGAGACCACUGAUGCUGAAAAGAUAUUCUCUGAGAUAGGACCUCUAUUGGAAAUAAAUCACCCUCAUAUUGCAAGUUAUAAGAACUCUUUUCAAGAUGGUAAUAGUUACUAUGUAGUUAUGGACCAUUGUGAGGGUGGAGAUCUGUCACAGAAGAUAAGAGACAGGAUGGAGACUGGGAUUCCUUUCUCAGAAGAACAGAUCAUGGACUGGCUUGUUGAGAUCUGUAUGGCCGUUAAGCAUGUCCACGACAAGGGUCUUCUUCACAGAGACCUGAGACCACAGAAUAUAUUCCUCACUAGAUUUGGGACAAUUUGUUUGGGAAAUUUUGGAAGAGUCAUUAAAAAUGUUGAAAGAUCUUCAGAGAAUGGAGCAUUGGCAUAUUUAGGUCCAGAGAUUCUGAAAGGUGAAACAUAUAACACCAAAAGUGAUAUAUGGUCCCUGGGGUGUGUGCUGUAUGAACUGUGCAUGCUGCAGUCUGCAUUCACAGCAGAGAGCACAAUCAAGCUCACCUCCAAAAUAUUAGAUGGUGUUUACCCAUCUCUCCCAGAGAGCUUCUUACCUGAGCUCCGUGCCUUGCUUUGUUACAUCUUCCAUCAAGACCCAUCCAUUAGACCUUUAGCUGGAGAGAUCCUGGCAACUCCCUUCAUUAUUAGUUUCCUCACAAAAAAGAGUGAGAAAACUUUGAAGAAACUCCAGACUAAUCUGGACAACCUGAGAGCGUUGGCAGACGGCUUGGAGCGUGUGCACCAGGGCACCACCAUAGGCAGUCUGGCAGGAGGUGUUAUUGGGGCCGCUGGAGGAAUCACCUCCAUAGUGGGACUCAUCCUAGCUCCCUUCACUCUGGGCGCCUCCCUGAUCGUCACUGGGGUCGGUGUUGGGGUGGCUGUCGCUGGUGGAGCCACAGCCGGAGUAUCAAACAUAACCAACAUGGUCAAUCAGUCUACAGACCGAAAAGCCAUCAAGAACAUCAUCAUCGAGUUCCAGGAGAAGAUUAAGUCUUUGGUGACAUCUAUACAAGUCAUCGCUGAGGGGUUGGAGACACUGAGGGCAAGUGUCUCCUUUGACACAGGAAGUGACAACUCCACUUCUGAGAAUCUGUCAAGGGUUGGAGCAAGAAUUGGGAGGGGCCUAGGGGCCAUUCCAGAGCUAGUCCGAUUGGUCCAAGUGGCCAAUAUUGGCAGGGUUGUAGCCCAAACUGCCAGGGCAGUGCGUGUGGCAGAAGUGGCAACAGGAAUAUUCUCAGCUUUUUUUGUAGCAGUGGAUCUGUACUUCAUCGCCGUGGAUGCCAAAGAGAUCCACAACAUCCGACAGGCAAAGGCGAACAGGCAGUCUGUUGAUACCAGUCGUUUAGAAGUGAUGGACACUGACUCGACCACAGGGCUGAACCCUGAAGGUGAAGAUCCAGUAGCUGAACCCAAGCCUGAGGUCAAAUCAGAGACCAUGAAGUUCAUCCAGACGAUCAGACAGACAGCUGAUCAGCUACAGGAGAGCCUGAUGGAACUGAGUGACAUCAUUGCAUUAAUUCCAAAGUCCUAGAAGACUAUUACUGGGACAACUGAGACUAUGCUGUGUUGAGAUGAUUUCAAAAUAUGUGGAACAAGAAAUAUAAGAGAUUUAAUAACUCCAGUACGAGCGAUGUUACUUUCAAACCAUGACUGGCUUACAGUUUUCAAUCAUCUUUAACUUUUAUUAUCAGCUCUGAAAUUCAUGUUCAAAUCCACUAUGGUGUAUUUGAAGACAGCAAUACUGCUGAACUUUAUGCUUUUUUCUUCUUCCAAACUGAUGACAUAUCUUUUACACAAUUAAAACAU
Messenger RNA from Esox lucius (northern pike), 2132 nucleotides. RefSeq names its product serine/threonine-protein kinase Nek11. Gene Ontology annotation, biological process: lipid transport; lipoprotein metabolic process; protein phosphorylation. Gene Ontology annotation, molecular function: ATP binding; lipid binding; protein tyrosine kinase activity. Lineage: Eukaryota; Metazoa; Chordata; Actinopteri; Esociformes; Esocidae. The transcript is spliced from 10 exons. The record is from RefSeq and is a predicted model, not a curated record. Gene Ontology annotation, cellular component: extracellular region. Bases 202 to 1857 code for a protein of 551 amino acids.